UGAGUGUGUUCACCACUGUGUGGUGACAGGUCAGUGAGCUGCCUCAGUCCUCAGCUGUGCAGAAAUGGACUGCCAAUGCCGGAACUUCCACUGGGAUGUUCUCUGACAACAUGCGGCUGUGUGUGAGCGUAUUCUAGUAUGUGUACGCGAGCGUGCGUUUGUGUGUACAUGCAUCGGAGAGAGGGUCAAAGAGGUAACAGCAAUCAUGGCUGUCAACCGAGUGUCUCAACUGUGCUUUGAGAUCACCAGGCUUUGGCUGCAGCUGAAGAUGAUGACAGAUAAAAUUUUGCAGACAGACGAUUUUCCUCUGUGUGCUGCACAAAUUGGCACCGAACUCCAGAAGCAGUUUGCCGCCCUGCCAGGAGGCCGCGGGACUGAUGGCAGCCCUAUCAUCAUCUUCCCAGAAUUCCCAACUUUCAGCGGACUGGAAGAGGACGAAAUCAAAAAUGUGCUUAACUACCUCACUACUGUGCCCAGCAUUGCCGCAUCAGGAAUAGGAUUCAUUCUAGUCAUUGACAGGCGACUGGACCGAUGGGCUGCUGUAAGGGCUACCCUGCUUCGAAUCGCAGGAUCCUUCCCAGCGACUGUAAACUUGGUUCUGGUGUUGCGUCCCACUACUUUGCUGCAGCGGGCACUGUCAGACUUCCUCUUCAAGUUCAACAAGGAUGAGUUCAAAAUGAAGGUGGUCAUGCUGAGUUCGGUGACCGAGCUCCAUGCCUAUAUCGACCCAGGACAACUAACCACAGAAUUGGGGGGCGCACAAGAAUACUGCCAUGAAAGCUGGAUUUCACACCGCACUGCAAUUGAAGCAUUUGCACUGAUGGUGAAAACGACGGCUCACACUCUACAGAACUUUGGCACCGAGCUUGCAGAAACCGAAUUGCCCAAUGAUGCUGAGGCCACCACCAGUCUGCUGCACUCACAUUCUCUCAAAAAAGACAACAUGAAGGAGGACCUACGGGUGUCGCAGUCACAAGGCGCCCGUCUCUUGGAUUAUAUUAAUGAGCCUUUUCAGACUGAUACAGAAUACCUUAUGACCCAUGAUGAACUGGAAAACUUAGCCACUGUACAGCGACUCUUGGGUCAACUGGACGAGACAGAAACGGCAUUUGACGAUUUCUGGGAACGCCACCGUUCCAAGCUGGAACAAUGUUUGCAACUUCGACGAUUUGAGCAGCACUUCCGUGAAGUGCGCUCCCAACUUGAUGCAACGUCGGAACGGUUAUGCGGUUUCUCAGAGGUCAGCGUAAAUCCCUCCCAUGCUGAGCACGUCCUCCGUGAGCUCAGUAGUCAUGAAGAAAAGGCCUGUGAUGUUCUGGAUUACGCAUUGUCGCUUGCCAGCGAAGGCGACGGACUGAUCGAGAACGCUCACUAUGCGGAGGACUCCAUACGGCCCAAGUGCUGUGAACUGAGGGCAGUAUGUGAGGUGAUCAGUUCGACUCUGAGGGACAAGAAGAGCUUUCUUCUAACGGCGAUGGAACUCCACCAUGCCUUGGAGAAGGCCUCCCGUUGGUGCGAAGAGGGAAUUUAUCUGCUGGCGAGCCAGCCAGUGGACCGAUGUCAGUCUCAAGAUGGAGCUGAGGCUGCUCUCCGAGAAUUAGAACGCUACCUGGAAACUGCACCGCUGCACACCCUCAUCGACUGCAGCGCUAUCUGCUGCCAGUAUGAAGCGGUGCUCACCACUCAGCUCAGGGACCAGGUAGAGAGAGUUUUCCAGAAGCAAGGUUCUGUCCAGGAGAUGUUUGAGAAGAGACGCGUCAGUCUGAAAAAGCUUGCUGCCAAACAGACACGACCAGUUCAGCCGGUGGCUCCAAGACCGGAAGUCAAAUCUCCACAGGGAUCUCCCAAUCAACAGAGAAAAGAGAGGAGAUACUCGGCAGAUAAUGCCCUCUGCAGAAAGGUGGAGUCUCCCAUACCCAACGGUGGCACCAGACAUGCCUCCCUCUCCGAGGAAGACGAAAACUUGGCAGUGCUGCGACGUCACGUGAUGAAUGAACUGCUGGAGACUGAGAGAGCAUAUGUGGAGGAGCUCCUGUGCGUUUUAGAGGGCUACGCGGCAGAAAUGGACAAUCCCUCCAUGGCGCACCUCAUUCCUAGUAUGCUGCUGAGCAAGAAGGACAUCCUGUUUGGGAACAUGUCAGAAAUCUACCAGUUUCACAAGCGGACAUUUUUGAAAGAACUUGAGGCUUACACAAACUGUCCUGAACUUGUGGGCCACUGCUUUUUAGAACGAAUGAAGGACCUACAGAUCUACGAAGCUUACUGCCAGAAUAAACCUCGCUCUGAGAGUUUAUGGCGGCAGUGCUCGGAUUGUGCCUUCUUCCAGGAGUGUCAGAAGAAGUUGGAACAUAAGCUUGGAUUGGACUCCUACCUCCUUAAACCUGUCCAGAGAAUCACCAAAUACCAGCUGUUGCUAAAGGAAUUGUUAAAAUACAGUAAAGGUUGUGAUGGCUGUGAUGACCUUCAGGAAGCUCUCUCCUCCAUUUUGGGCAUCCUGAAAGCUGUCAAUGACUCCAUGCACCUCAUUGCCAUCACAGGAUACGAGGGUAACCUGUCAGAGCUGGGUCGCUUGCUGAUGCAAGGCUCCUUUAGCGUGUGGACGGAGCACAAGAAAGGACAUGCCAAGGUCAAGGACCUAGCCAGGUUCAAGCCCAUGCAGCGGCAUCUGUUCUUGCAUGAGAAGGCCCUGCUCUUCUGCAAGAAGAGGGAAGAGAACGGCGAGGGAUAUGAAAAAGCUCCAUCUUACAGCUUCAAACACUCUCUCAACAUGAGUGCAGUGGGAAUUACAGAGAGUGCUAAAGGAGACAGCAAGAAGUUUGAGGUUUGGUGCAAUUCACGAGAGGAAGUUUUUAUUGUCCAGGCUCCAACAUCUGAGAUCAAAACAUUGUGGGUGAAUGAGAUUCGCAAAGUUCUCACCCAACAGCUCAAAGCCUGCAGAGAUGCCAGACAGCAGAAGAGCGAUUCCCCAAACCACACCGCCAACUGCUCCAUCUCCCUCAGUCCUUUUCGGAGCAGCAGUCAAAAGAACCAGAAAAAGCAGGAGGAAAAGAAGGCAGAGGCCAUCCCCGUGUCCGACAGCAACUCUAUGCUCGCCAAACACAAAGAUGAGACGGUGACAAGUCCAACCGCGGACAGGUCCUCAGUGGCUAAAAAGCGUUUUACUUUGCAGGGCUUCAGCAAUCUCAAGAGUCCAAAAGGCUCGGGCAUGAGCCCAGAGCAAAUUGCCAAGCGCCACUUGGUCAAGAGUGACCCGACUCCAUUUGGGUUCAAAGCCUCUCCCAUCAGUCUGAGCAAAGUCAAAUGGGCCAGCGCCUCUAGUCUGUUACAGAACAAGCGGCGAGGCUGGACCAAAGUGUCGCUCUCGGUGGAUGCCUCUGAAGAGAAUGAUGGAUACUCCAGUGGUGAGGAGCCAUUGAACUCUGACACGGAGGAAGAUGCAGGACAGAAGCUGAUUCCAGGAAAGUACACGGCAGUGGCAGACUCUGAGAAGGCAGGACCUCAGGAGCUGUCAGUCAAGAGCGGAGACAUGGUGCAGCUCAUCAGAGAGGGAGAGGACGGCCAGUGGUUUGUGAGGAACCUUCGCAGCAGCAAGGAGGGCUGGAUGGCCCAUGCAAACCUACUCGGUCUAAUUUCUGACUCCAAGUCAUCUCAGUCAAUCAGCAGCUCAGAUGACAGUGUCUCUGGAAACCUGAGCACUUCCUCCAGCUGCAGUGAGACCUACACCAGCUUCUCAGACAUCAAACCUUGACCUAUCCAGUACCACAGGCAACCAAGUGCUGCGACAUCAACGAUCGUCACCAGUGUUUUAGCUGAGUGUUAUAUGCUCAUUACAGUCUCUAUCUGUUCAAUUAUGUAGCAUUGACGUGGACACGUCUCAAGAAUGUCUGCGCUGGAUAUUUAAAACGUACUGCUGGCAGUGAGUCACGGCGAACACAAUUCUCCUGAGAAUAGCAGAGGUGGCAUUUAGUGUUCCAUGUCGAUCAGCACUGUGAAAACUGCCAAUGAGCUGCAACUAGCAUCUACUGACUUGCAGCUCAAGGGCACGAAGAGUCCGCAAAACGUAUCCGAAUAGGCUUCUCUGAUACAUUUGCAGCUGUUCCUAUCAAUAUUAAAUGCUACGCUGCUGGAAUCACCAGCACCAUCUGGUGGUCAGACACUUGUCUACUUUCCACAAAGUAAUCUGAGAGGAUGUGGACAUUGUUCCUUGGAGAGAGCUCGCCGGGCUCACCUCUCAGCUGCUCUGGAUUAACCUCUGAGGCAGCACAGGGCUGGCAGGUGUGACUACAUUCCAGCCCGGCUUGGACUAAAGUCUUAUGUGUGCACGUUCUUGCACAUCUACAUGCAAAUUUGCUUUUCAGAACAAAUCGUACAUGCUUGGUAUCGGAUUUAAAUGUAUAGCUUCAUUAGGAACACUCAAGGAAUUGUUUCAAAUACUGCUUAUCCAUCUCCGGUUUGCACUACUUAGCAAAAUAACAGGCUUUCUCCCAUUGUGCUGCUCCCAGCCCAACUCAGGCAUGUGAUCGUCGUCACUUCUCUUAAAGCAACGAGACCCAGACCGGCUCAGCUUGUUUCUCCCAUCAGCCUGACAAACAUCUUAUUUCUUUACUACAGUCCUGUCAUGUAACAGACAGGAAGGUGCAAACAAUAUGAGAUCUACAUACUACAUACAAACACGGUUGGUUCUGAGGAGCUUGGUUACGAUGCACCUCAACUUGCGACAACCAUUGUGAGAAAGGAAACUUUGCUAGUCUCAACAAUGAAAAUCCCUCCUACCUUGUUUGACAACCAUUUUUUCCUCCAACCCGCGACAUUUAUUGUACUCGCACGUUUGUUUACCAUCCAUGUUAUGUGAGGCACCCAAAUCCAAUGCAGCUCACUGGCAGUAAAAGCAGCCCCACCUGUUUAUUGCUUGGAAUCAGGUCUAUCUGUCUUGUGACAAGCCCAUGUGACAGUUAUCAGCGUUUUUGAUAAUGUAGUCUCCCUGUUUUUGCUGAGAAUCACUUGAAGCGAUUUUUUUUCCUCAGUCCAAUGUAAUUGUCCACUACAGGAUGCAUGUCUUCUCUGUAUAUGGACUUGUUGACGUCUCACAUGCUAAUCUGUGGCUGUCACUGUAUGUUGGUAGUUCUAAUGCAGAAAUGUCGCUCUUGUACUGUCUUCUGACAAAUACCUCACCUCAAUUGCUAGGCGUGAAUAGUCGAGAAUAUUUUUGUGAGUGUCUCCCCCAGGAAAACAUAUUACCAGCCAUUGUUGUACAUUUGGGGUGUUUAUUUUCUGCCCUCAUAUGAAUGCUGACACACGCACUAGUUGUUAGUGUUUGAUCACAGUCGGGCAAUUUGUACUGUCAACAUGGAGGCCGAAGAGAUUUUGUUUAUAUUUUGUACUUUCUUUUUACACAGCACAUUGCAGCCCCCACAAUCUUUAUUUUCCUACUGUAUAGCUACGGACUAUGGCAUUGAUAUAAAGCUAUUAUCUCUGUAUAUUUGUAAAUAUGUAAUUGUGUAUUGUAUGUAAAAUCAGAAGCAGCUUUAAUAAAGUCAGAUGGUUUCCUCUUUUA
Messenger RNA from Syngnathus acus (greater pipefish), 5554 nucleotides. RefSeq names its product mcf.2 cell line derived transforming sequence-like a (gene mcf2la). Gene Ontology annotation, molecular function: guanyl-nucleotide exchange factor activity; protein binding. Gene Ontology annotation, biological process: positive regulation of Rho protein signal transduction; intracellular signal transduction. The coding region runs from base 206 to 3748 and encodes 1180 amino acids. The record is from RefSeq and is a predicted model, not a curated record. Lineage: Eukaryota; Metazoa; Chordata; Actinopteri; Syngnathiformes; Syngnathidae. The transcript has 33 exons. Gene Ontology annotation, cellular component: extrinsic component of membrane; cytoplasm.